CUCCACUAGCAAACAGUUUACAAUGUACCUCAAUCGCUCUUAAAUCUAUUUUUUAAACGGUUUUAUUCAGCUCCACGCCGAUGCGAUCGGGACCGGACGCUUGUUUGGGAAUUUAUCAGACGACCUGCCGACUCAAAUCAGCUUUAUAACGCUUUGUUUGAGCACUAUUUUACAAAAUAGUCGAGGAGGAGGAAAUUCCACACAAGCAGCUCAGCAGUGAAAAGCGCCCCUCGCGCUCAUCCGGGUAUUAAAACUGUAGACUCUUGCUAAAGGUUCACAUUGGAGCAAGACUGGAUCACAUGGUGCUGAUACACUUUGGUUGGAUUCUUGAAAAGCGUUUACCUUGCAGAAAUAGAGCUGAUAGUGUGGCUUGUGUCCUGUGUGCUGACCUCAUGGUGUAAGCAAGUGUGAAGAUGAGUAUUAGCAGCGAUGAGGUCAACUUCCUGGUGUAUAGAUACCUGCAGGAGUCAGGGUUUUCCCACUCAGCUUUCACAUUCGGCAUCGAGAGCCACAUCAGCCAGUCCAACAUCAAUGGUGCCCUAGUGCCCCCUGCUGCCCUGAUCUCCAUUAUCCAAAAGGGCCUGCAGUACGUGGAGGCUGAAGUCAGCAUCAAUGAGGAUGGCACGCUGUUCGAUGGGCGGCCAAUUGAGUCUCUGUCUUUGAUCGACGCAGUGAUGCCCGAUGUUGUACAGACCCGGCAACAGGCUUACAGAGACAAACUGGCUCAGCAACAUGCCACCGCAGCGCCCUCGACAACCAACACCAACAUGCAGGCUAAUGCCAAAAAUGGAGAGAACACCGCAAACGGAGAAGAGAACGGUGCUCACGCCUUACCUAAUAAUCAUGCAGACAUGAUGGAGGUGGAUGUGGAUGUGGAGAUCCCUCAGAAUAAAGCCAUGGUGCUGAGAGGUCAUGAGUCAGAGGUCUUCAUCUGCGCCUGGAACCCUGUCAGUGACCUGCUUGCUUCUGGGUCUGGGGACUCAACAGCACGGAUCUGGAAUCUGAGUGAGAACAGCAGUAGUAGCUCCACACAGCUUGUCCUGAGGCACUGCAUACGAGAAGGUGGCCAAGAUGUACCAAGCAACAAAGAUGUCACAUCAUUAGACUGGAACAGUGAAGGUACACUAUUAGCCACAGGCUCUUACGAUGGCUUUGCAAGAAUAUGGACUAAAGAUGGUAAUCUGGCCAGUACUCUGGGUCAACAUAAAGGUCCAAUAUUUGCAUUAAAAUGGAACAAAAAAGGAAACUUUAUCCUCAGCGCAGGUGUUGAUAAGACAACAAUCAUUUGGGAUGCUCACACAGGAGAAGCCAAACAGCAGUUCCCGUUUCAUUCAGCACCUGCUCUGGACGUGGACUGGCAGAGUAACAACACGUUUGCUUCCUGUAGCACAGACAUGUGCAUCCAUGUGUGCAAACUGGGCCAGGACCGACCCAUUAAGACAUUCCAAGGACACACAAAUGAAGUUAAUGCAAUCAAAUGGGAUCCGACAGGCAACCUGCUGGCAUCGUGUUCUGAUGAUAUGACUUUAAAGAUCUGGAGUAUGAAACAGGACACUUGUGUUCAUGAUUUGCAAGCUCACAGCAAAGAAAUCUACACUAUCAAAUGGAGCCCCACAGGUCCAGGAACCAACAACCCCAACGCCAAUCUAAUGCUGGCCAGUGCUUCUUUUGACUCCACUGUUCGGUUAUGGGACGUAGAUCGAGGCAUCUGUAUCCACACGCUAACCAAACACCAGGAGCCCGUGUAUAGUGUGGCCUUCAGUCCUGACGGACGGCAUCUAGCCAGCGGCUCUUUUGACAAGUGUGUCCAUAUCUGGAACACACAGACUGGUGCUUUAGUCCAUAGCUACAGGGGAACAGGGGGCAUUUUUGAAGUUUGCUGGAACGCAGCUGGCGACAAAGUAGGAGCAAGUGCGUCAGACGGCUCUGUUUGUGUAUUAGAUCUGCGGAAAUAGCAUUGCUUGCUGGAAGCCAUGGACCGACUAUGAAUGUGUACAUAGCCAAAAUGACUGUCCCUGACCCUCAAACUGCUACAGUCCCUAGUGAACCAUGGCCAGCCACUACAGACAAACAAACAAAACAAGCACCCUGACGCAACAGAGCGGAGAGGAUGUGAUUCCAACCAGAGACAUUCAAAUGACUUUUGUAAGUGAACACAGGUGGGAAUAAGUAAUCUAACGGAGGAAGAAGACACAAGGACUGGUGUAUGUACCAAAUUUGGAAGAUAUUUUACUAUUUGUUCUUCAAAACCAAUCUCAUCAAAAUAAACGAAUGAAAGGAUUUUAAUCUUUGUUGGUAGUUCCCGUCUCAGUGUGCAGACAUAUCAACUUUUUCUUUUUCUCCCUGCCUCUCUUUCUUUCAUCCCCGCACCACACAUUUUAUUUCUUUUAUUUGAAGUCACAGCUGCAUGAUUCCAGGAGUAUUUGUUUUCAUCCAUUUUACACAAAAACAGUUAUUUACAGUUUUUUGGUUCUGGAAUUUGGUGAUUUCAAACAGUGUGGGGACAUUGAAAAAAAAAUACGUUUUAUAUUUUUCUUGUUCUUCAGUUUUUGAUGCUAUGGUGUAACUGUUAUCUAACUAGUUAUUUGAACCUGACCCCGUUGUACACUAAAAGAGAGGCACAUUGUACGGAAUUAACCAGAAAAUGAACACAGGCGCACACAUUUAAAGGAAAUUAAUCUGUUUACUCAUACGACUGUAUUUAAUUGUUUGAUGUUUCCCAGAUCAGUUAAAAUUCAAUGUUAAAUGGUAAACAGUUCUCCAAUCUAGCCUCAAAUCAAGACUGUGACCCAGGAACAUGUAUGACAUGCAUGCAAAUACCGUACAUGCAUGAAGAUGCAGGUUCGCAAUAUUUUUAAACAAACCAUCAGGUGAUUGGCCUUUCACACAUUUUCAUUCUUUAUCCUGUUUGAAUACAGCAGUGGGUUUCUCUUUUGAUGUAUCGGUUAUAUUUGUGUGCAAAUCAAGAAUGAUACUUUUUAAAUAUUUGGCAGUUUUACUCUCAGUUUGUUAAAAGUGGUUUUGUUUCUGCUUUUGUAACUAGUUUGCUUUUUGUCCAUCACCUCUGUCAAAAAACAAAACUCCCUUCUCAUUACACAGGAUGGUUUUCGUUUUUUUUGUAUGAUCUUUGAACUUUAUUGGAAAGCCCAAAGCUUAAACAAGUCUGUGUUAUUAAGGACAUUCAACAAACAGCUAAAUUACUCAAAACGCCAAUGACAAGAAUGCUUUCCUAUGUUACGGUUUCAUCAAUCUUAAAACUGUUAAAAAUGUAAUUCUGGAUUCUUUGCACAUCAUGUGAUGUAACAUCCAGUCAUAUGAUCGUUCUAGCAUGUAAUGAGACAUGCGUUCGUUUACAGGUAUCGCAUGCAUCAGGACAGCAGUACAUGAAGCGGCACCUUUUAAAAUCUCUUUGACAUUUACAGCUGUCCUAUUUCUGAUUUGGAGUCCUUUGUCCAUAUUAAUGUGCUUUUGGUUUUCUCAAAGUCAAGACAUCAAUGAAACUUUUUGGUGCCUCAACCAAUGAGGAAUCAGAAUAAGUCAAAGGCUCCAAGAGUGCACAAAUGAUAGAGGCUUGUUUGCUCUGUUUUUUUAUUUUUUUCCUCAAGUUAUUUUUAGGACAUCAUGUGACAUUUAACCUUGCAUUUUGUAUACAACUGACUACUUUUAAGUAGAUUAAAAAAAACAUCUGAGCACUAUUUAUUACAGUCUGACAACAGAAGGGUGUUUCAGUCCCCCUCUGUCCUCUGUGUGUAUUUGCCCCAGUGUCUGCCUGCCCGCACUCUUUUUGUACUCUUUUAAAACUUUUGUAAUUAUUUCUUUGUAGCUAUAAAAAAAAAAAAAAAAGAGUAAAGAAAUAAGCAAAAAAAGAAAACCCAAACAAACUAUCAGAGGUCGGUUGGAGCGUGUACAGCUAAGACCUCAGUUUUGCUCUCUCUGAGUCCGAUGUAUUCUCGGAUGUCCCCACACUUGCUCUUUAUUUCCCCAGUCAAACGUUUUGGGUUGCAAAAUUUCCCCCUUGCAUUGCAUUGAUCUGUUGUCAUUUGAAUCAGAUCUGGAGUCCAAAAUAAAGUAUAUUUUGAUAUUA
Molecule: messenger RNA, 4084 nt
Organism: Xyrauchen texanus (razorback sucker)
Lineage: Eukaryota; Metazoa; Chordata; Actinopteri; Cypriniformes; Catostomidae
Product: F-box-like/WD repeat-containing protein TBL1XR1
Exons: 17
Coding region: 414-1955 (513 amino acids)
Biological process (GO): regulation of transcription by RNA polymerase II
Cellular component (GO): histone deacetylase complex
Molecular function (GO): protein binding; transcription corepressor activity
Source: RefSeq, a predicted model, not a curated record